This is a messenger RNA of Penicillium cosmopolitanum, 462 nucleotides long. RefSeq lists its product as uncharacterized. Bases 1 to 462 code for a protein of 153 amino acids. The transcript has a single exon. The record is from RefSeq and is a predicted model, not a curated record. Lineage: Eukaryota; Fungi; Ascomycota; Eurotiomycetes; Eurotiales; Aspergillaceae.
AUGUCCGACUUCCACUUCGCCAACACAACCAGCCCCGUCCCAGGAAAUGGCACACCCCCAGCCGAAUUCAUCAUAAAAGCCCCCUCCUCAACAGACAUCUGGUCCAAACCACCAAGCACCUCCUCCUUCACCGCACCAAUCCUCUACCGCUCAAUCCCACUCUCAACCUUCAAACGAGCCCGCGUCGCCUUCACCGCACCCUGGCGACACAAAUACGACCAGGGGGGUCUCAUCAUCGUCCUGCACACCGCAAACGGGGACAAAAAGUGGGUAAAAGCGGGCAUCGAAUUGACGCACGGCAAGCCGCAUCUCAGCGCUGUGGCGAAGGACCGAUUUGCGGAUUGGAGUUUGCUUCCUGUGCCAUCGGGUGGGGGUGCGGCGACGCUGGAGAUGGUUCGGGAGGAGGACGGGAGUUUGUGGAUUUAUUUGAUUGAGGGGGGUUUCGAAGGCGCCGAUUCGUGA